Messenger RNA from Torulaspora delbrueckii, 924 nucleotides. RefSeq names its product transcription factor TFIIE subunit TFA2 (gene TFA2). Gene Ontology annotation, cellular component: transcription factor TFIIE complex. The transcript has a single exon. Gene Ontology annotation, biological process: transcription initiation at RNA polymerase II promoter. The record is from RefSeq and is a predicted model, not a curated record. The coding region runs from base 1 to 924 and encodes 307 amino acids. Lineage: Eukaryota; Fungi; Ascomycota; Saccharomycetes; Saccharomycetales; Saccharomycetaceae.
AUGAGCAAAAAUAACGAUCCACUGCUUGCCAAUCUUAAUGCGUUCAAAAACAAAGUGAAAUCAGCACCAGUGGUGACGACGAAAUCGAGCACUCCAUCGAGCAAUGGUUCCACUACAAGUCCCAGAAAGAGACUGGCUUCUCAACGGGAAAAUGGUAAGAAGACCGAAGUCAAAGUGGAGAGUGCUCGCGAUGAGGAAGAUCUAGAUGAUGAAGAUGAAGACGGAUCACCAUCGAAGAAAGUCAGACCAGGUUCCCUCGCAGCAGCAGCUUUACAAGCAAACCAAACGGAUAUUUCAAAGAGUCAUGAUUCUUCGAAGCUGCUAUGGGCGACAGAAUAUGUUCAAAAGAAGGGGAAACCUGUUCUGGUUAAUGAGUUGAUGGACUAUUUAUCAAUGAAGAAGGACGAUAAAGUUCUCGAACUAUUGAAGAAGCUCGAUAAAAUUCAACAUGAUCCCAAGAAAGGAACAUUCAAGUACAUGUCGACGUACGAUGUUCACUCAGCACAGGAAUUGAUCCACUUGCUACGAUCCCAGGUGACAUUCAAGGGAAUAUCAUGCAAAGAGUUGAAGGAUGGUUGGCCACAGUGCGACGAAACGAUUAAUGAGUUAGAAGAAGAUAGUAAGAUACUGGUAUUGAGAACCAAGAAGGACAAAACCCCAAGAUAUGUAUGGUACAACAAUGGUGGUGAGCUUAACCGUAUAGAUGAAGAUUUCGUCAAAAUGUGGGAAAACGUUCAACUACCACAAUUCGCAGAGUUACCAAGGAAACUGCAGGAUCUAGGUUUGAAACCCGCCAGUGUUGACCCAGCUACAGUCAAAAGACAAACCACCAGAGUGGAAGUUAAGAAGAAGAAGCAGAGACGUGGUAAGAUUACGAAUACGCAUAUGGCUGGUAUCCUAAAAGAUUAUUCGCACAAGGCAUAA